AUGUCACAAGGACAAGGCGAGUACGUGGAGGCUCGUCUUCCUCCACCUGAAGUGAAUGCCCCCACAGGAGAAGCUCCAACUCCACCUCCACUUCCACCACCUCGACCACCAAGGCAUACUCCACCUCAAUUACCUAGAUACAGAGCUCAAAUUAGGCAACCCAGCCUGAGGCCGGCUCCGGCAAUACUUUUUGCCAACCCAGUCACAAGGAACAGUUCCACCACCAUCGUGAGGUUCUCUGCAAUACUGCCGAGCGUCCAAUCCCAUCUCAACAUCACUACCCCGACGGCCGUGGCCAUUGGCCCGUACCACCAUGGCUUACCCCGUCUCUCAAGGAUGGAGGCGGCCAAAAAUAGCGCCGUGGCUGACUUCUGUCGGGUGGCAGGCCAAACGCGGGAGGUGGUUCGCGGAAGGAUCGGUGAAUUAGCUGAAACCAUCCGCAAUUGCUACGACAUCGGCGACGAAAAGCUUACAAGUAUCGACGACGGCGAGCUGUCUGAAAUGAUGAUGCUGGACGGCUGCUUCCUGCUUAAAUUCAUGGACAAGGUUGUCCCCAUGUGGCUCAGAGAUGACUUGCCCGUGGCGAGGGAGGACCUAGUGGACACACGCAUGAGCGCCAUUGCGAGGGACAUCCUGCUGUUGGAGAACCAGAUCCCCUGGGUCGUUCCCAAGGUCCUCAUGGAGUACUUGGGCAUGCUCGACAGCAACAAUAUCGUCGGUGACUUCCUGGAUCGCAUGGCGACUGCCUUCCACGUCGGCAAUCGCAUUAGCACCCAGACGUCUCCAGCUCCACGUGGACCUGAAUCACCGAGGAGGACGGGAGAACCUGCUAGGGGUGGGCAUGAGGGGGCUCGAGCCUCGGAAGAAGGAAACGAGCCCCAUCAUUUCCUUGACCUCUUCCAUCGCCAUCAGGUGGGCGAGGCGCGUAUCCAAGGAGCUUGCCUCUACGUACUCCCUUCCCUGGGUAGCAGCGCAGUGGAGCUCGCAGAGAUGGGCGUCAAGCUUACAGCAAUCAAGACUAAGAAAUUUGGGGACAUGGAAAUGAAGAAACACCGUUGGCCCCUUGGCCUCUUCGGUGAGCUCUCCCUGGCGCCGGUGGCCCUGAAUGAACUGACUGCAUGUUGGCUUAUUAACAUGGUAGCGUACGAGGCGUUCCUCGGCGCGACGCAGGCCGACAACUUCGCCGUUAGCUCCUACAUAUUCCUGGUUGCACACCUCAUAAACAGGGAGGAAGAUGUGCGGGAUCUGCGCGCCAGGGGCAUAAUCAGCAGUGCCAUGUCCGACGGGGAAACACUCCACUUCUUCAAGUCGGCUGCCCCAAGCCUGCGCAUCGGCGACCGCUACAUUCAAAUCUCCAAAAGAAUCCACGAGUACAAGCAGGAGAGGUGGAUAUGGAUCGCCAUCCACCGCUUCUUAUACGACAACAUCAAGGUCAUUGUUGCCGUGGUCUCGGUUGUCGGCGUGCUCGCUGGACUCUUCAAAACAAUGCUUUCUCUCAGGCAGCCACAGCGGUAA
Messenger RNA from Setaria italica (foxtail millet), 1515 nucleotides. RefSeq lists its product as uncharacterized. The transcript has a single exon. Lineage: Eukaryota; Viridiplantae; Streptophyta; Magnoliopsida; Poales; Poaceae. The record is from RefSeq and is a predicted model, not a curated record. Bases 1 to 1515 code for a protein of 504 amino acids.